GGCUUUGCAGACUAUGCUCUGGCUUAUUGGAUUGUGUUCCUUGUUAGGAAACAUACUUUCAGUAAUUUAUAGACUUGUAUAUGAUAGGGAAAGAUUGAAGUUGGGAUACGGUGUAUUUGUAACAAAUUUAGCUGUUGCAGAUUUUCUUAUGGGCUUCUAUAUGAUUAUAAUAGCUGUGGCGGAUGCUGUUUUUAGAAAAAGGUAUAUCUUCAUGGACGACUACUGGCGAAACAGUUAUUGGUGCACUUUUGCUGGAAUUCUGUCCACAGUGUCAUCUGAGGCGAGCGUCAGUUUUUUGUGUUUUAUUACCUUAGAUAGACUAAUUGUCAUCAAAUAUCCUUUCGGCCAGUUUCGGUUUAACACGAAGAAGGCGCUCAUGUGUUUUGCAUGUGCAUGGCUUCUUGCUUUGAUUAUUGGUCUUAUUCCACUCCUGCACUCUGGAUAUUUCAAGAAUGAGUUUUACAGCAAGUCCGGAGUUUGCUUAGCGCUGCCACUCACGAAAGAUAGACCCCCUGGAUGGCUGUAUUCAGUGUUGAUUUUUGUAUGCUUGAAUUUUGUUGCAUUUGUACUGAUUGCACUUGGCCAGUGGUCGAUAUACAGAAAUAUAAGGAGAUCAAGUGUAGCGGGAGCGUCUAAAAACAGAAAAAAGGAUUUGACUGUGUCGAGAAAUUUACUACUGGUUGUAUCUACGGACUUUCUAUGCUGGUUUCCGAUUGGAUGUAUUGGUAUGAUGGCUAUGUCUGGACAUGCUAUUUCGGGAGAUGUUUAUGCAUGGGCAGCAGUGUUUAUUCUACCAGUUAAUUCCGCCUUAAAUCCAGUUUUGUAUACAUUGCCAGCUAUUCUAGGAAAAAAGAUAGCAGGGGAUGUUAAGUUGCACCAAGAGCCCAAGCUGUGCAGUAAACUUGGAGAAAAGUACAAUGAUAUAUACAACAUGGGACAACUCUUGCAGUCGCUAGUUCUGAAAUACCGAAAUGGAUAA
This is a messenger RNA of Mercenaria mercenaria, 979 nucleotides long. RefSeq names its product G-protein coupled receptor GRL101-like. Gene Ontology annotation, cellular component: membrane. Gene Ontology annotation, biological process: G protein-coupled receptor signaling pathway. Lineage: Eukaryota; Metazoa; Mollusca; Bivalvia; Venerida; Veneridae. Gene Ontology annotation, molecular function: G protein-coupled receptor activity. The record is from RefSeq and is a predicted model, not a curated record. Bases 14 to 979 code for a protein of 321 amino acids. The transcript is spliced from 4 exons.